AUGGAAGGGAUGCUGGAACUCGUCUUUGGGCACGGAAAAUGGAAGUGUCUGGGACGAAAUGUGGCCAUGAUGGAGCUGCAAAAAGUUUUUGUCGAGCUUAUGAGGAGAUAUGAGCUCGUUGUCGUUGACCCAACGAAGCCAUGGAAAUCCCUCAACUACGGCAUCUUCCUGCAGUCUUCUUUUUGGGUUCGGGGAUACAAGCUGGACGCACGGGGCCGCUCGUCACGGUGA
Messenger RNA from Colletotrichum lupini, 231 nucleotides. RefSeq names its product pisatin demethylase. The transcript is spliced from 2 exons. The coding region runs from base 1 to 231 and encodes 76 amino acids. The record is from RefSeq and is a predicted model, not a curated record. Gene Ontology annotation, molecular function: iron ion binding; heme binding; monooxygenase activity. NCBI's taxonomy places the organism in Eukaryota, Fungi, Ascomycota, Sordariomycetes, Glomerellales, Glomerellaceae.